Molecule: messenger RNA, 2292 nt
Organism: Vitis vinifera (wine grape)
Lineage: Eukaryota; Viridiplantae; Streptophyta; Magnoliopsida; Vitales; Vitaceae
Exons: 5
Coding region: 568-2136 (522 amino acids)
Biological process (GO): protein transport
Source: RefSeq, a predicted model, not a curated record
UAUGUGACAUUAUAACACCGGUCAUGUGGACAAGUAAUACUCUAGUUGAUGAAAAACCAAAAAAGGAAGCCCUGAAUGCAGCAUUACUUGAUCAAAAUAAGCCACACAUGCGAUGCUUUAAUGGUUUUCUUAUUUUCACAUGGCCCAUUAAUUAAGACCCACACGUUUCCCAUACAAAAAUGUGGACUUUUCAAUUAGUGUAUAACAGUCGUUAAAGUCGUUAAAUUCAAUUAGUUUAUAAUAGUCGUGGGAUUAGGGUCAAGUUGAUGGGUUUUUCUUCUAGAAAAAUAAGCCACCAAAAACUGACCAUUCUCUGAGGCCCAUUCAAAUGACAAAAACCUUGUUACUAUCACACCCAGGGUGACUUUUUCCAAUACUAGGGGUGAAAAAUGCCCUUGCCAGGCCGCCACCUGAUCAUCCCGAUAUGUCAUGUGGCGUCUGUCGUGAUAAAAGCAUUACAGGCAACCAUCAAAUAUAUACAAGCAUUUGUUUGUACCAACCUCUUGUGUGUGGUUCUUCAGGAACUCUCUGUAUCUUGUUGAGACCACCAGAGAAGAAGCAGAUAACAUGGGGAAGAAACUUGAUUACCUUCUUGGAAGAUCCUUCAAAAUCUCCAAACUCAAAACCCUUGUUAAUCUUGCCAUUUCUCGGCUUGCCGUCCUUAAGAACCAGCGCCAGGUUCGAUGCUCCCAUGCCCGGACUGAUGUCAUUCAGCUCCUCAACCUUGGUCACCAAGAACCUGCUCUUCUUCGCGUUGAGUAUGUGAUCAAGGAGCAGAACAUGUUGGAUGUAUUUUUGAUGAUAGAAGCUUACUGCCAUCUGCUGAUCGAAAGGAUCACGCUCUUUCAAAACAAGGAGUGCCCUGAUGAGCUCAAGGAGGCCGUAUCAAGCUUGAUCUUUGCAACUUCAAGAUGUGGAGGGUUCCCGGAGCUCCAACAGAUUCGUGAGAUGUUUGUGUCAAGAUUUGGCAAAGAAUUUGCUGCUCGCGCUGCUGAACUACAAAACAACUGUGGGGUGAAUCUUAAGAUGAUACAGAGGCUUUCAACCAGACAAGCAAGCUUGGAAAGUAGGUUGAAGGUGCUAACAGAAAUUGCUUCUGAAAAUGGAAUCACUCUGUCUCUUGAGGAAGAUGCUGCCCUGAGCACCGAGGAGAAACAAGAUGUCAACCAGAAGCAGAAGCGGAAGCAGCUUGAGUCUAAUGAAUCAGCUAACUUAGACAAUCCUGAACUCAAAGAUGACAAUAAUGAUUUCCCAGAACUGAUAAACUGUGGAGAGACACUUUCUGAAUCAGUGAAAGCACGAAAGUAUAGGGAUGUAGCAUCUGCAGCUCAAGAUGCUUUUAAAUCAGCAGCCUAUGCUGCAGCAGCUGCAAGGGCUGCUGUUGAACUCUCUCGAGCCGAAUCAUGGGACCAAGAUCCUGAUUAUUAUAGCGGUUCAAAGCACCAACGAAGAAUCAUGUCAUCUUCUGAUGGGUCCUCAACAUCUAAACUUCAGGUUGAUACGAAUGCUUUCUUGCAGGAUAUCGAGAAAUCAAAUGAUGGAUUGGGUUUUGACAUGAUCCAUCCUACUGACAAUUUGAGUUCUGAAUCAGAACGUGAUGAGAUGGAAGACAACCUCGACAGAAGUCAUCUCCAAGAAAUGAAAGAGUGUGAGAGGAAAGCAGGAAUGGAAAGGACAUUAUCUGGUUCAAGUUCAGAUUCAGACGGGGGCAAUUUGCAUGGGAGCCAAAUGUCUUUGAAUAUACCAGACUGGAAUGAGCAGUCGGUUAAGGGAACAGCAUUUGAUGGAAAUGAUAAUCAAUCUGAGAAGCCACAGGUCGAUACCUGGUUGAAGCACCAUGAUUUGGGUUCUGGCAAGAAGUUUAGCUUCCCUAAAAAUGAAUUAUCAAAGGGCAGACAGUUCAAUGCAGUAGCAGAUGAAGAUUUUUCAGAUGAGGAUGGAAAUAACCUCUAUUAUAAACCUCCAACAAGAAUUCUACUAAAAUCUCAAGCUGAUUCCCCUGCAUAUUCUGGGGAAGGAAAAUCUACAUUUGAAAGUACAUACAGCUCAAGCUCUGCAGAUGAAUCACAUUCAAAACAUUCACACAUAGGCAGGAAGCCCGCUUCAUUGAGGACUAGACGCAUACGUAGAGACUGAGCAGUAUCUGAGUGAACUGAGGAGAUUUUGUUUCAAAAGUUGUUCAAUAUUCAGUAAUUGCGUACCCAUUUUCUUCAUUUCAUUAUCCCAAAUAAUUUGCAGCCAUAUAUCUUGCACACUGAUUCAGAGUAAGAAUAAAGAUUUUUUUGAGCAGUA